Messenger RNA from Amoebophrya sp. A25, 6249 nucleotides. The record is from the annotation of a GenBank genome assembly. Lineage: Eukaryota; Dinophyceae; Syndiniales; Amoebophryaceae.
GUUAGUUCGUGACAUCAUAAUUUUGUUCGAGCGACCUGAAUUAUCAGUGUUUCUGGAGCGAUGAUUAUGAUUCAGAAAAAUAGUAGAGCGAAGAUGUCUUGUCCACAAGAACUGUAAUCUGUGUUGAUUGAGUGACUUCGUCAAACUAGAGUGAUGCUCAUUUUGAAAAUAUUUCCUGUUAGUUUAUGAAUUCGUUUGAUCAUGCUGAACCUGAAGAAAGUGACUCAGAGCCUUGCUUAUCCUUCUCUUAGUUCAACAGGUAAUGUUGGGGUCGUACGUUCUCAGUGCUAAACCUAGAGAUUAAGACAGACCAUACCUACGCAUGUCUUUUUCGGCAUUCUGUGCAACAACCCCCCUCGGAUGUGAAUAAGUAUAUCAAUCCGCAAUUAUCUGACGUGUCCGAACCAAAUAUUACGGCUUUUAUUGGUUUUCCGUAUCAUUUUCUCCACAUUGAUUCUGUUAUUCAUUCAAGCGAUAGAUAGAAGAGUCUUCGUGUGCUUUGCUCCUUACCCAACCAAGAAAAAUUUAUUGUAUCAUCUGUAAGCGAUAUUUUUAUUACGAGAAAAAUGGCAGGUGAUGCACUCAACGUUGCUUCUUCGCCAAUCGAGAGCCAGCUGAGCCCGGCUGAUGUCGUAGUUUCCGAUAUAAUCGAUACUUCGCGCCUCUCUGGGCAGGAUGUGGAUGCUGAGCAUUGUUUCGAGCACUCUGCUAAGAUAGGUGCGCCGCCCUUCGAGUUCUUUUCUGACGCCACCAACUCGAUCCAACAAACAGGGCCGAGUGAUAGUGCCGGAGCUGCCCGUGCGAACGCGUCACAAGCUAGCCGCUCUAACGCUUCACAGGCGAGCCGUGCUCGGAUCCCACGUGGCUGGUCGAAGUCGGCUGAAGUUGCCCGUCGCAGUACGCGAGCCGACGAUGUUGUGGAUAUUGACGUCGACUUCGGUCACUCAAUCAGGAAGCCUUCCUACCCCGCCUUUCGGGAGGCCAGCCAAGACGCAUAUGCCGCAGCGGUUGCGGGUGUCCGAAGGACGCAGAGACGUUCAAGAUCACCGGAGAAUGGCGGUCGUGGCUCCACGAAGGGAGUCGGAAAGCGUCAGUCGAGUCCAUCUUCUGGCGUCAUGACUACAGGCAGCAAGCGGGUGGAGAGUGUGAUGGAUCCCUACAGUUUCAUUGAGAAGUCUCAGCUUCCGAUGCCGGUUAUGAGUGCUCCUACUUCUGCCAAUCACAUUAUAAGUCCAAAUUAUACGACUACAGCAGGAGCAGCUACUGGCGCUGGUACAAGAACGAGCAAAAAUUCAACUCCGGCCCUGCUUCAGCCUCAUAUUGAUGAGAAACUGACUACCCGGGAAACUUUGGAGAUGUUGGUGUCCGCGCGAGAAAGACAAGCACAAGCACAGAGAACAUCUUUGUUACUACCCCCGCAAGAUGAUGCUGGAGUAUCCCAGGUGUCGGGUCGAGUGCCAGAGGGCGCGAUACAGCGUAUGCAUCAGAGCGCUCCCGCGGUCAAGUAUUCUUUCAUGGCGUCGCGCUCUUCAGGAGGAGCACAAAGUUCGGGAGGACAGGCUCUUUCUGGACAGUUUAUCCCGGGAGGUCCUCAGCAGCCUGGCAUGGCCUUUCAACCACAGGACCCGCGGGCGAUGUUGUCCUCAGGUGUCCGCGAUCCAAACGUACUAUUCACUGAGCAGCAUCAGCAGGUGCACCUGCGCAACGAUGCGCGAGCCUUGGUGGACUUCUACGGACAAGCGCAUGCUAAGGCGCUAGCGGCUGCUGCGCAGGACGCACAGGACGCCGCUCGCCGACAUCAUCCCACGCAGGCUGGUGGAGCUCGAGCUGGUACAUCAACUAGUCCUCUGCCAGGAGGCGCGUUGCGAAAAAGCUCUCCGCAACGGCCUCAAAGCGUUUCCUUUUCGGCUGACGUGGACGCUGCGACCAGGUCUUCUCAGGGUCGAACGAAUGCAGGUCGAGGUUCAUCGCGAAGCCCAUCGCCCCCGCAAGCAGAAGCAGGCGGUGGGACACGGCAGAGCAAGGCGACUGCGACCACGACAAGCGACUUCUUGUUUGAUGCGCGUGCACGCGCAGCUGCGCGAGGUGCAGCGAAGAGACGGUCUGAGGGAGGCGCGGCGCCGACGACGAUGGAAGGGCUUCACGUGGUAAUUGAUGCGAAACAAAAGGCUGACGUGGCAAAAGUCGGGUUCAGGGCAUCGGCAGCGGAAAACCUCGGUCUGGACAGUUUCUUUGACAAAGACGGCAUGCCGUCAUCAAUGGGGAGCGGGAAUAAUGUCAGGAAAUCUAUCAUCGCGCAGACGAUGCACUUGGCUGCGGAGGGUCCGGCGCCGCUAACGGAGAGCGAGCGCCUCGACCGAAUUGUGGAAUUCCAAAAAAAACAAGCGAGCAACUACCGCUACGUCGGGUCCGACGGGAAAACCCUUGUGCAGGUGAGCAAAAGCUCACCAGGCAUCAACGACCAAGUGCAAGCGCGCACCCCAGUGACAAAUCGUCCCAAUGCGGGAAAGCCGACGUCGCAUUUUCCAGCCGAUAAGAAUGCCCUGGUGCAGAGUCAAAUCCCGAAACAGGAAAAAUUUUCAAUAAGACAAACUCAGCAGGUAGAAGAGGAAGAGUCACCCACGGAUCUUCCCCCACAGCAGACAAUGGGCUCUCCGGUAGAGACCCUGGUGGAGCGCAGUCCGACUGCUGCAAAGCUGGCUGAGCCGGCGAAAUUCGGCCUGUCCGAUGCGGAAGCGAAGCAAAUCGAUUCCGUUAUGGACAUGCUGGACCGUCCGGAUUUUAGCAUGGUCGGGGUAAACUACGGGAGCCACAUCAAAGAGAUCGAGGCUGCGGAGGGUGACGCGGAAAAGGGACUUUUACCGGAGAGCAUCCCAGUCAGCCACGCUCCCGGAUCGCAGGAAGGACUGGGCGCAGACAACAUGGACGGCGAUUUCAUGCCGUUCAUUCCGUGGCAGAUGAAGAAGCACGCGCCUUUUAUGGAGAGCUUCAAGAAGUACAUCCGCGACGAGCGUGAGAAAAAACUGCAGAAGACAAUGCGCAGUCCCCGUGGGGAACAACUACAAAACCAACAAGAGGGGGAGGAAGGCGCCGUGGCUGCUCCUGGAGGAGGCGCAGAAGACGAGGUGACCGGAGAGGAGAAAAGACGGCAGCAGACUUCGGUCGAGCUGUACGGCGCUCCCCGUAGCCCCUCGGUCAUGGCGGACCCACGCUUCGGCAAAGCAUCCGCGGGGGGCGCGCCCGUCUCGCUCUCGGGAUCUCGGGUUGCCCCACGAGAGCUUGCCUCCAGUCUGAGCCAGGGAAAGCCACCCGGCGGCAGCAUCCGAGCUAGCAGCAAAGAGCGUGCGAGCAGUAAGCAAGGUAAAGGUCGUGGACCUUCCAAGCAGUCUGUGGCCCCGGGUGCAGGAGGAGAGGAAAGGGACCCCACGGAGCGGUUGGCGGCACUGCGCAAUGACAAGUCUAAUGCUCCUCAGCCGGAGAGCAGCAGCGAGGAAGAGGAGCUCCCCCUUGACCCCUACGGGCCUCAGUACAAGGCCAAGCGUGGGAUUGAAGGCCAGCUGCUGGUGAACCGCAAGGAGCAUCACCUCGUUGCGGAGUUUCUGCAGCGCGCACCGGCAUACUUCAGGCAAAAACGGAACGUGCUCUUCAUGAACGUCCACAAAUUUGCGGCCAACAGGUUCGCAGACCGCGUGAACCUGCCCACUGCGCAGCAGCAGUUUCUCCGAGAGUUGGAUUACGUGAACGUUGUCCUGGACCGCGAGAUGCAGGGCGGCAAAGGGGACCACACCGAGGUCGCCAAAAUGAUCGAGGAGCGGGAGGCGCUGCACGCGGAGGAGAAAUACAAGGUGAUGCAGGAGUGCGAGAACGUGCGCACGCUCACGAUGCUGGUGAACGCGAUGGCCGACAUCGACGACGAGGGAAAACGCAACUCGAAGGUGGAGCGUGCGGAGAUGGAGCAACGCUUGUUAGAAGUGCGUGAGAAGAUCGCGGCCGACGCGGAGGCCGCGGCUCUCGCGGAGCAGGAGGCUCUGGAGGACGCGCUGGAUGAAGUCGCGCGAGGCUCCUUGAUGGGCUCCGGGGCCGAGGAUCUUGUGGGAGAGGCCCAAGACGAGAAUGCCGAGGAGCAUUUCCAGGCGGUCCAGGAAAGUCUAAAAGCGUCACAGAAGUCCAUGAUUUUGAAUCGCUCGCUCAAAGUGCAGGAAAAGGAAUUGGGCACGGACGACAAGGGCAAGAAAGGUGCGGACGGAAAGGGGCGCGUUUCUGUCAAGGCGAAAGAUCGUCCUUCAAGCACGGCGAACAAGAAUAACAAGGACAAGAUGAAGGACGAGAAGCAGGACAAGGAGAAGGACGAGGGUGAUAAAGGUCGCAAAUCUUCGCGUAAGACCGCGAAGGAUUCUCCGCGGGGCGUGGGCCGCAAAUCUUCCCGUAAAACCGCGAAAGAUUCUCCGCGGGAGGAGGAGAACGGGAGCCAGAAGAGGAAGAAAUCGAGGCGAGGCAGAGAGGGAGAGACUAUUGUGAAAGUCGCCAACUCCAACAAGCCGUCGGGAAUUGCGUAUCAGAAUGUCCUCGGGGAACUCGUCGCUUCGAUGAAUAAGAAAAGUAAUGACAAAAACCUGAUAGAUGAAGAGACAAACAACAUGCAGCCAACCGGUCACGACGAUCUUGCUGACGAUGCGGAUCGAGAAACCACCGACUCCCAUCCAGACCACCCGUUCGUGCUUGCGGAAGGCGAGCAGGGCUAUUUAGGGGACUUUCCCCACGACGAGGGAGAGGAGUCUUCGGCAGGAAGUGACGGAUGGAUCCUGAAAGACAUGCACAAAAGUGCGAAAGAGGACGCGCUGCGGCAAAAAAAUGUCGAGGACAACGCGCGGGGUCUCAGUCGUGACAAAUUUGCGUUUCUGAGAGAACAACAAGUAGAGCAGCCGCAAGGACUUUUCACAGGUGCUACCAGAGGUGCGGCGAAGCCGUUGCCGCGCGCUGAGGGCGAGAGUGCACCGGGCGGCUACUACGACUACGGCAAAGGAGGUGGCCCAGCACCAGACCCGUACUACGCCAAUUACAAUUACGGCGGAGCAGAGGAUUGGGGACCAGAGUAUCCGCAAGCGGCAGGAGGAAUGUACCCUAACUACAACGUGGGCUACAAGGGUGGCAAAGGCGGGGGCGGCAUGGACUAUGCUAUGCGCGCAGGCUUGCAGUAUGAACUGGGUGGGAAGUCGAACCACUGGGCCGACCAGAAAGGGGCUUACGUUCCGGGCCCAGGCGCCGGCCAUCGCGGGUACGCGCAGGCGCCGGUGGACAACGUCGCAGCCUACGGCGCCGCGUCCGGAUACGAAGAUCCCGGCAUGCUUGGCCUGGGUCCCAACGCAUGGGACAUGAUGGGUCUUGACGACUAUCGACAAGGAAAAAACUGGGAUGCCGGUAAAAUGCAUCCCGGAUUGGGAAAGAAAGGCGGAGUAGGCAAAGCUCAAGUCACAAGGAUGGGGCACAUGCAGGCAGUGGGAUGUCACAAGAAUGUGGGGACUAAUGCUUAUCAAUGGACUUACUAACUCCUGAACAUCAAAGGAAUGUGAAGGGAUCCUACUGAUAUUGCGAUAAUCACUGAAAGAAUAAAAACUACGUCGUCCUCGUACAACUCGUUGUACUUCUGGUGUUGCUGAUGCACGACUUGGAAUUGUACUUGCUUGAUAUGAUGUGUAACAUCUUCUUAUCCAUUGCGAAACGCGAAAAACUGUUGUACUUGUUGUAUGUAACUGAGAACUCCAACUUGGUAGUUGGAGUUUUUUAUGCGAUCACAAAAAUCAGACAUAACAUGACAUGAAGAUGAUAGAUAUUCACAGGAUGCAUAGACAUGCAGUUUAAUGAAAAUAAUUAACGAUGGAAUUCUCUAUCUAAUGAUGAUCUCUCUUAUAUGUUGUACAGGGAGGACAACUGCAGGGCGGCUGCCUCUGUGAAUACAAACACGACUACAUACGCGCCACUAGCAUGAAAUGAAAACGAGUGGAGUAAAAAUUUGAAAUUUGUUUUCUACAACUAACAUUGACAUCUAAUGAUAAGGCAUUGAACUUGAAGUAUGUGCUGUUGCCGAUGCUGAGGCUUUUAUCUAUUUUCUAUCUUUGCCUCGAGAUUGACAAACAGAAAGCGUCAGACAUGGAUCAAAAAACUAACGAUCAAUGAUGAUUAAGUUGAAAUUGAAUCAAAAACAGGUUGGAAACAUAAACUAUCGGGUGAGGACCACGUAAGUAGUCUUCG